UAGAACUUCACUGCGAUCAGUUUCAACAAAUCUCACGUAGACACUAGCCUCUCAACACUCUCUCCAAGAUGCCAAAAUUCUUCUGCGAUUAUUGCGAUGUCUACCUCACGCACGACUCGAUGAGCGUUCGAAAAGCGCAUAACAGUGGACGAAACCACUUGCGAAAUGUAGUCGACUACUACCAGCAAAUUGGCCACGAGAAAGCGCAGAGCGUCAUCGACUCAAUCACCUCAUCGUAUGCGGACGCGGGCCAGCAGAACCAAAAUCCGAUGCUGCAAUCACAACACAUGGGAGGACCUGGACCCGGUGGAUUUGGAGGACCCCCACCGCCGUUUGGUUUCCCUGGUGGCAUGCCAGGGAUGCCUCCACCGCCUUUCAUGCCCCCAGGCCAAGGUGGACCUGGACCGAAUCGAGGUAUGCCAGGCAUGCCACCGAACAUGCCCUUCCCGCCUCCGAACAUGGGAGGAGGCCCGCCGAUGCCUUUCCCUCCUUUCCCUCCGAACGCCGGUUCACCCCCAGGCGGUAUGCCAUUCCCUCCGCCGGGUGGCAUGCCUGGUAUGCCGGGAAUGCCUCCUCCACACAUGAUGUUCCAAGGUGGACCGGGUGGACCGGGUGGACCGGGUGGACCGGGUGGACCGCCUCCGGGAGGAUUCCCACCGCCAGGAAUGGGUGGACCGCCGCAUGGAGGACAGUGAGGGCCGCAACGAGCAUCGAAAGGAUCGCUCCCUACAAGAUACCAAGGAUAUUCGAAUCUUUCGGUCUAAGGCUCAGAUUACGGUUUUCGUACCAACAGCUAAUCUCGAUCUAAGAUUCGAGUGCCUGUCUACGAGCUCAUCCGAAAAUCAUGGGCCAACGGUGGUGUCUCUGCUCUGGAUUCCCAGUAUGAAUAGUCGUGCAACUGCUCUGGGACGACGGUUCUUUCUAAGUCGGCUCUAUACCAUCAAAAGGAAUUUCAAGGCGUUUAUGUAGGAUAGGGACCAGAGGGAGAAAGCCAUCCGCGGAAGGGUACUCGUAGGUAGC
Messenger RNA from Mytilinidion resinicola, 1020 nucleotides. Its product is annotated as zf-U1-domain-containing protein. Gene Ontology annotation, biological process: spliceosomal snRNP assembly; mRNA splicing, via spliceosome; mRNA 5'-splice site recognition. Gene Ontology annotation, molecular function: pre-mRNA 5'-splice site binding; zinc ion binding. The record is from RefSeq and is a predicted model, not a curated record. Gene Ontology annotation, cellular component: nucleus; U1 snRNP. Bases 69 to 695 code for a protein of 208 amino acids. The transcript has 6 exons. Lineage: Eukaryota; Fungi; Ascomycota; Dothideomycetes; Mytilinidiales; Mytilinidiaceae.